AUGGCGGCCUACCAUGCGUGCUCUACCGGUACUGUCAACCAUUGGAAUACUGACAGUAGUUACCUCAAGGACUACCCAAAGAACAAGUUUGCGAGGCUUGGCAACAAGGCUCUUAAGAUUCAUGGCAUACCAAACAAGUGGCAAAACAUUCUUGAGCCUCAUGAACAGUUAGUUGGCGAUGCUCCUGGGUGUUCUUUGGAUGGUUGCAAUACCGUAGCUGAGGCUGCUCUGCCUACACCCACACCUCUCAAUGUGCCUAUUCCUGGAUCAUCAUUCAAGUGUCCGGCCAUAUGUUUCUCAUCAGGAUACCCAUCUCCAGCACCUGUUGAAGUGAGGAAAACCAAGAAGGUCAAAAUGCUAAAGGGCAAAGGCAAGGCCACAGAGCCUGCCAUGCCAUCAGGAUCUGGGUCGCAGGGCAUAACCUUAGAACUUAGUGAAAAUUUUACUGGCAACAAUUGUUGGCUUAUAUUUGUAAAUCCAAGCGGCCAGGAUGUCAAACAGAUAUUUUUCAACUGCGAAUGA
Messenger RNA from Suillus clintonianus, 522 nucleotides. RefSeq lists its product as uncharacterized. The coding region runs from base 1 to 522 and encodes 173 amino acids. NCBI's taxonomy places the organism in Eukaryota, Fungi, Basidiomycota, Agaricomycetes, Boletales, Suillaceae. The record is from RefSeq and is a predicted model, not a curated record. The transcript has 7 exons.